This is a messenger RNA of Triticum turgidum subsp. durum (durum wheat), 1341 nucleotides long. The record is from the annotation of a GenBank genome assembly. Lineage: Eukaryota; Viridiplantae; Streptophyta; Magnoliopsida; Poales; Poaceae.
AUGGUGAGCGCGUCGCCGGCCGAGGGGAUCCAGCCGCUGUCCAAGAUCGCCAUCCACAAGGCCACCGUGGACCUGCACGGCUCCGCGUACGUGCGGGCGACGCCGGCGUUGCUCGGCGACCAGUAUCAGUACGCCAACUACUCGGCCAACUACCGCUACUGGGGCAAGGGCACCAUCCGGUUCCAGAUCAUCAACCAGCGCUCCGACUUCUCCUUCGCCCUCUUCACCGGCGGCUUCGAAAAUCCCAAGCUGGUGGCGGUGUCGAAGCCGGUGGCGUUCAAGAACCCCAAGGCCCCGGUGUUCCCGCGGCUGGCGCAGGGCAAGACCCACGACGAGAUGACGACGAUGUCCAGAAACAAGAGAAGCUCACGAGUGUGGUUCAUGGUGUGUUUUCAUUUUCAUCCAGGCGAGCCGGCGAGGACGGUUGGGUGGAGAGACCCCGGGUUCAUCCACACGGCCUUCAUGAGGGACCUGUGGCCCAACAAAGAGUACACUUACAAGAUCGGGCAUGAGCUCUCCGACGGUACCAUGGUGUCGGGAAAGCCUUACACUUUCCGGGCGCCGCCAACCCCUGGACAAAACUCGCUGCAGCGCAUCAUCGUCUUCGGUGACAUGGGAAAGGCGGAGAGGGACGGAUCGAAUGAGUUCGCCAACUACCAGCCGGGGUCAUUGAACACGACGGACACGCUGGUCAAAGAUUUGGACAACUACGACAUCGUCUUCCACAUCGGCGACAUGCCAUAUGCCAACGGAUACCUCUCCCAAUGGGACCAGUUCACCGCACAAGUCGCCCCCAUCAGCGCCAGGAAGCCCUACAUGGUUGCGAGUGGUAACCAUGAGAGGGACUGGCCCAAUACCGGUGGAUUUUUCGAUGUCAAGGACUCUGGCGGCGAGUGCGGCGUACCGGCCGAGACUAUGUAUUACUACCCAGCUGAAAACAGAGCAAAUUUCUGGUACAAGGUGGACUACGGGAUGUUCCGGUUCUGCGUGGCGGACACGGGGCACGACUGGCGAGAGGGGACUCCACAGCACAAGUUCAUCGAGGAGUGCCUCUCCACGGUGGACCGGAAGCACCAGCCAUGGCUCAUCUUCGCGGCGCACCGGGUGCUGGGCUACUCGUCCAACGCGUGCUACACCACGGCCAUCCCUAGGUGGAGCGUCUUCAGGGAUCAAGACUAUGGCUUCGUCAAGCUCACGGCCUUCAACCACUCGUCGCUUCUGUUCGAGUACAAGAAGAGCAGCGACGGCAAUGUCUACGACUCCUUCACCGUCGAUAGGGACUACCGCAACGUGCUCAGCUGUGUGCACGACAGCUGCUUCCCCACCACACUCGCUCUCUGA